Molecule: messenger RNA, 670 nt
Organism: Triticum aestivum (bread wheat)
Lineage: Eukaryota; Viridiplantae; Streptophyta; Magnoliopsida; Poales; Poaceae
Product: transcription initiation factor TFIID subunit 9-like
Exons: 2
Coding region: 122-670 (182 amino acids)
Biological process (GO): RNA polymerase II preinitiation complex assembly; DNA-templated transcription initiation
Cellular component (GO): SAGA complex; transcription factor TFIID complex
Molecular function (GO): transcription coactivator activity; RNA polymerase II general transcription initiation factor activity; protein heterodimerization activity
Source: RefSeq, a predicted model, not a curated record
ACAACAAUCAGACAGCGGCGGCGUGCGGCCAUCGCUUCCGUCCACGGCGGCGGCGGCGGGAGGAGCCUCCUGCCCGGACGAGCCUCGCGACGCGCGCGUGGUGCGGGAGCUCCUCCGGUCGAUGGGGCUCGGCGAGGGCGAGUACGAGCCGCGCGUCGAGCACCAGUUCCUGGACCUAGCCUACCGCUACGUCGGGGACGUGCUCGGCGACGCCCAGGUCUACGCUGACCACGCAGCCAAGCCCCAGCUCGACGCCGACGACGUCCGCCUCGCCAUCCAGGCCAAGGUCAACUUCUCCUUCUCCCAGCCGCCGCCCCGCGAGGUUCUCCUUGAAUUGGCACGCAGCCGGAACAAGAUCCCGCUGCCCAAGUCUAUUGCGCCACCUGGCUCGAUUCCUCUGCCACCUGAGCAGGACACUUUGUUGAGCGAAAACUACCAGCUUCUACCCACACUGAAGCCACCAACUCAGACUGAAGAAGCGAAAGAUGACAACGAGGGAGCCGACGCAGUCCCUGCCAAUCCUAGUCCAAACUAUUCGCAGGAUCAGAGGGGCAGCGAGCAACAUCAGAGCCAGAGCCAGAGCCAGAGGGUUUCUUUCCAACUGAACGCGGUGGCUGCCGCGGCUGCAAAGCGUCCUCUAGUGACAAUUGAUCAGUUGAACAUGGGCUAA